Crotalus tigris (Tiger rattlesnake) is the source of this 2864-nucleotide messenger RNA. RefSeq names its product APC membrane recruitment protein 2 (gene AMER2). Gene Ontology annotation, biological process: regulation of canonical Wnt signaling pathway. Gene Ontology annotation, cellular component: plasma membrane. Gene Ontology annotation, molecular function: beta-catenin binding; phosphatidylinositol-4,5-bisphosphate binding. The transcript is spliced from 2 exons. Bases 247 to 2172 code for a protein of 641 amino acids. Lineage: Eukaryota; Metazoa; Chordata; Lepidosauria; Squamata; Viperidae. The record is from RefSeq and is a predicted model, not a curated record.
UCGGACGGGGGCUGCUGUGGCUCAGGUUGGCCGCCAUGGACGGCGGAGCCUGGCGCGGGCCCAGGCCCGACGCGGAGGCAAGCUGCUCAGCCCUGCCUGGGUUGCCAUGGUGACGGGCGGCAGGCAGAGCAGGAGCGGCGGCGUCGAGGCUGUCAGUGAGAGCCAGCCGAGCGAGCGAGCGGCGGAAAUCAAGCGCAGGCGUCCGUGGGGGCUGCAGGAGGGGAAGGCAGCGCCGCCGCGGCCGCCAUGGACGCGCACUGCGAUGGUGGCGAACCCACCGCGCUGGGCGAGCAGCCGCCGCCGCCCUCGGGCAAGCUGAACAAAACCGCCUUCAAAUUGUUUAAGCGAAGGAAAUCCGGGGGCGCCAUGCCAAGCAUCUUCGGUGUAAGGAGCGGCGGCAAAAGCAAAAGCGGAGAAGGCGGCGGCGGCGGCGGCGGGCAGGGAACGGGCAUGGUGAGGAGCAAGACCCACGAUGGCCUGGCCGAGGUGCUGGAGGUGGAGAGCGGCAGGAACGAGGGGCCAGAGACUGGCAGGAGCGAUCGUGUGGCGGGUAGCGGGGCCGCCGCUGUGGCCGCCAAGGAAGCCGCCUCUUCCUGCUCGUCCUCGGCGGCGGCGGCGGCGGUGGGCAAGUCGCACAGCUUCUUCUCGCUGUUGCGCAAAAACGGCCGCUCCGACGAAGGCGGCAAAGGUGAGAGACCCAAAGUGCGCGGGGGCCUUAAAGGGCUCUUCAGCAGCAUGCGGUGGCCCCGCCGGGAGAAGCCGGGCGGCGGGGUGAAGGACGACGACGCUGGUGAGGGCUCCGAGGGCCAGGCCAGUCCCAGCAUCCUCAAUACAGGCUCCCUCACGGCCAGCCUGGAGUGCAUCAAAGAGGAGGUACCACCAGGAGCGUCUACUGACCCCAUCCGGACACCCCUGGUCACUAAGGAUGGAGAACAGCCAAUGAGUCCCCUUGCCACUGAAGUCAUGCUCACCACAGACCUGGCACCGCAGCCGGCACCAUGUGGCUCCGGAGGAGAGGAGCUUCCCAGGAUUUUGUCCCAGGAGAAAGAGGUCCAUCCUGAAUCAACCAGUAGUGAUGGCCAAGAGAUCGAGGACUCGGCUAAAACAGGUGACCUCCCCAUCAAGUCUUUCCCCCCUGUUGAACCCAAGUAUGAACGCAGCCAAGAGGCAGCAGCAGCCCCUGACCCUUCCUCUCUUGAUCCACCCUCUGAGCCAUCUAUUGACCGUAUUUGUUUGAUGUUUGCUGACGUGACUUCACUGAAAAGCUUUGACUCUCUUACAGGCUGUGGGGACAUUAUUGCUGACCAGGAAGAUGACGUGGGCAGCGGCGGUGGCAGUGGUGGAGGUGGAAAUGAGAGGAGUGCCCCUAGAAUUGGCAAAGCUGGGCCCUCCAAGAAGCCUGCCAGCGUGGUGACUUACCAGGGAGGAGGAGAGGAGAUGGCCAGCCCUGAACAGGUGGGAGACACUUGUACUCAGGAGUUCUGGGAUUUAUUGUCACACACUGAAGAGAAACCACAGGGGACAGCAGGAAGGAUGGAAUCCCCUGAGACCUCCAAAGGUGAUAAGAUUGUCAGGAGAGUUCAGGAUGGGUCAGCAAAUGGAAAACAGAUUGGUCUUAGCCAGAUUCCAGUUCACCACCAGAAAGAAGACCAGAAAAAUAGAGAAAAAGAGCAGCAGGAAGCCAUCCCCAGCAGUGAUGAGGGCUAUUGGGAUUCUACUACACCUGGACCUGAAGAAGACAAUACUAAUAGUAUUCAGAAAGAGGUCAUUCCCAGGGACAGCUGCAGUGGGGAUGCUCUCUAUGAUCUGUAUACUGAUCCAGAUGAAAACACAGCAACUGUGACUUCUGCAGAAAAUAUCACCACGGUGACUUGUUGCAAGCCAUUAUCUCCAAUAACAACUACUUGUCCAGUCAAAACCCAUACAACUUCACUCAAGGAUUCAAAGAUACCCAUCAGUAUCAAGCAUUUUACAUCACCACAUGGUAGCCAUGGCCAGGAUUCCAGUAAUAGCCAUCACAUUGUACACCACCAGGCUACCAAAAGUGAGAUUCCUAGAACAAAAAUCCCUGUUUCAAAAGUGCUUGUACACCGAGCCAGUUACAGAAGCUUAGCAGGGACAACAGGCAACAAUAGACAUGUUGAGGACCACAGAAUAUAUGAGUACUACUGAAGUAGCUACUACACAGUGUUGACAUCUUUUCAGUAAGGUAUCAUGUGCCUAAAGACGUAUUUUCAAAACAGAUAGGAACAAUAGGGUGGUAUGUCAAUCCAUUUGGAAAUUGAUGCAUUUAUAAUUAAAAUUUGCUUUUAAAACUAUGACAUAGAGUAUUAACUAAAAAUAACAAAUUACACAUGACUAACAUUUUAUUCAUUAAGCAUUUGUUUAACCUUUUUAGCUUUUACAGUAAAUAAAGCUAGGUAUACAAAAUACACAUCAAAAGCAUAGAGGCUGUAUACUAAUAAAGGAAAGCUAAAAAUACAAGUUUGGAAUGUAGUAACAAUUGUUUAAUUGCUUAUAUUAAUUAAAUUAUAUUGAAGUACUCUAUAUAUAGCAGUGCAAGAAACAAGAUUCAGUAUGUUUAUUUGUAAAGAUCAGCUCCAGAAAGUGAAUUUAGAUACUUGAGAAUGGGCCAUUUGGGAUUUCCCCUUUUUUUCCCCCCCCCCUUACUGUGAACAACUGAAUCCAUAGUGUGUCAAAGUGGUGCUACGAGCUACUUUUUCAAGUAACUUCACUUUCAUAAAUGUCUGUGGAGAUUCUCAGUUAUCCGGGUCAUAGUUGUCCCAAAGAUGCUUUUCACAAGGCAACUGGACUAUCUUGUUUUACUUUGAAGACGUUUCGCUUCUCAUUCAAGAAGUUUCUUC